Anguilla rostrata (American eel) is the source of this 3227-nucleotide messenger RNA. RefSeq names its product exocyst complex component 3. The transcript has 11 exons. Lineage: Eukaryota; Metazoa; Chordata; Actinopteri; Anguilliformes; Anguillidae. Gene Ontology annotation, cellular component: exocyst. The record is from RefSeq and is a predicted model, not a curated record. The coding region runs from base 26 to 1813 and encodes 595 amino acids. Gene Ontology annotation, biological process: exocytosis; exocyst localization. Gene Ontology annotation, molecular function: SNARE binding.
UAUAAAAUUAUCUGACUGAUUUACCAUGUUUUUGGGGUAUCGAAAACUACCCAAGUGUAAAGAAAGAACAUGGACAAUGAAGAGGAUUAUUAAUGCAAUGCCAACGGCACAAACCCCCUCACAGAAGACAAAGAAACCUGAGACACUGGGGAGUGAUAAGGCUACUCCUGCUGAAGUGACAACCGAGACUUCACAGUGCCUCCGCAUGGCCCUAGAAGUUCUAUACUCAGAGAAAGCAGGGGGUGUGUGUGCAGAGUUUACUCCUCAGAAACUUAAGGAACUGUACCAGGUGUUGUGCAGCAUCAUGAAUAAUGCACUGCUUGGGGAAUCUCCCUCCGUGGAGGAAUUGCGCAUUGCCAGUCAGGUCAUUGCCGCUGGACAGAAAUACCAUGGAGUCUGUCAACAGGAGGAAUGGAGCCCCAAAAACUGGUUCAACAUGUUCACUCAACUGGUGGAGCAGGCUGUGAUCAAGAAGAUCCCUCAGCCACCACUCAAGAGCCUGGGGUCUGGACAUCCAGAGAAGGUGCUGGCUGAAUACCUGCAGCUGGCCCAGAAGACAGUGCUGGAGGAGCUAAAGAGGCUAAGCCCAGGUUUGAGAGAGACCCCACUUCUUGACUGCGUGGUUGAGAAUUUUCACCUCUACAUUUUUGCCCAACUGGACCAGGUCUUGAAUUGUACCCUUACUGCAGACAAAAUCAACCUGGUGCUGUAUUGGGUGGCACGUGUGUACCUGAGUGAGAAAUCAAUGGGUCACCCUGACAUCAAGGAUAACUGUUUCAGGGCAGUUGACAUGCUGGUCCUUUCAGACUGGUUGCAGAGGGCAGAAAAGAUGUUCCUCACUGCUAUACAGGAGGUUGUCUCAGAGAGAUUGCACAGUAUCCUUCAAAAUGAGAAGAUCUACUGGGGCACUUGUAUCCCAGGAGAUGAGGAGGACUUCAUUAAACUGCAAAUAGAUGUCAUUCAGGUCCUCCAAGGUUUCAUCGAGCCGGCAGGCAUGAUUAGUAAACAACUCAAAGUCAAAGUACAAGAAAUCUGUUACCCGAAGCUGUUGGUCUUUUUAGAAAAAUAUGUAGAGAGAGAACAGAAGCGACUGAAAAUGCAUGCAAAAUCAGGAGAGAUGUACCCUUUCAGAACAUUCAGCACUUCAAUGGAACUUAGGAAGUAUGUACAAAAAAUUGCAAGCAAUAGAAAUGAUGAGUCCAUCAAGGCUGUCCAUUCAUUAAAGAGCAUUGAGGCCCAGUCUUUGGCGCUUGUGUUGAAGAAGCCAUUCUCCAAAGCAGAGGCUUCUUUAAAAGAGUAUUUUAAGAAAGGAGAUGGACACAGGAUGGGUGAGAUGGAAGAGAUAAAAAUGCAUUUCAGGACCCUCCCCAAAAUGAAUCAAGAGGCAUACAAGAUAGCUGUUGACACAGCUUAUGAUCGCCUCACUUCUCUGUACCUGAAAUACCUAUUACAGAGCAACAAGAGUGAGCUAGAAAGGACAUGGAGUGAUGUAGGGAGUGAAGUGACAGAGAAUGCAGAGUAUUUACACAAUAUGUUCUCUCAUCUGAACCCAGAAGUGAUACAGAGGAACCAGGCUCUACUGAACGUUGGAAAGAUCCUAAAGUGCAGUGAUAUAAACGCGCUGAAGAUAACAAUUGCCGAAAUGAGGAUAGACUGUCCUGACAUGAGUCAAGAGCAGGUUCGCAUUCUGCUGCGGUGGAAGGGUCUAUCACAGAGUCAAGUGAAAGAGGUCCUGGACGCAAGCCAAGAAUGUUUGUACACUAUUGACCUGCCCAACAAGCCAAGAUGGUACCGUUAUUGCUGCUGCUACUGACUGAGCAGAGCCUUCCAUGGUUCAAGGAUAUGGACACAACCCCACAUUGAUGCUCUGAACACGCCUCAACAGUGAAUGAAUGUUAUUCUUUUUCAACAAUGGUGUGUUGGAGUGUAGAGAAUGAUUUAUUUUCAGUUAUUCUUCAGUUUGAAGACAAAUGUAGGCCCAAUGGGGACUUUAUUUCUGUUUAGAGCAAUUGCAGUGCAGGAAAGUGUCUAGGGAAUGUAUAUAUGUCCACACCUAAAUUAAUUUUGGUAAUAAAUAUAUGCUGUAUAUCUCAUUUUAAGUGUCAUUGACUGAUGCACCAUUCUGAGAUCUUUUGAGUGUGUCCUGCAAAAUUUCAUAUUUUUUGUGAUAUUCCCUUUGAAUUAUUGUUUACUAAUUUAGGAUAGUUUAAGAAAUUAUGAUGAGUGAACAUGAACCUAUAGUUAGGGGGCAGUUGCAUUAAUGUAAAUAAUAAUAUAAAUGUUAUUUUCUUUAUUGGCAAGCACAUUCAUGUAAUAUGGUGUAGGGGCACUUGCUAGUGUUUUGUAUUGUGAAUAAUGUUACUGCUUAUUUAGGUGGAGAGACCUGUGUGAAACCAUUAUUUUGUGUCAAGGGAAGUGGGGAAUGUCGGCUUCAAAAUAUUAAACAUUAUAUGUAGCAUAUGUUAUAUGUUUCUGUUUUACUUGACACAAUUUCUCUUUUGCAGUAGAUGGCAGCAAAAGACAAUUGAACAAACAGUUUCACCAUUGUUGUUAUUGAGGUGCAAAGCUCCAUGGGACAUGGUUUUGUUGUAGUCAUUACAUAACAUCCGUCAUCUAUAUCCUGGACAGUACCAGUACCCGAAAGAACCUGCGCUGACACAGGGAGAACAUGCAAACCCCACACAGAAAGGCCGAGAUUUGAACCCGUUUUGCUGUGAAGCGACAGUGCUACCUACUGCACCACCAUUAUCACCACAGGAUGCUAUGGUGAUGAUUAAGAUCAUAAACAAAGAUUGUUGUGUGUUAUCUAGUUAUUUUUUGGCUACCCUCAUUGUCCAAUGCAUUCAGUAAGCACAAAAAUUUACCUGUGUUCUAUGAUAGUGAUCAUCACAAGUGUGGUUACCGGUGUUUAUUGAAUAGCCCCUCGUUAUUUGCAUUGAAGUUCUUUUUGUGCUAGUUUUGCAGAUAGUGACUAUGCAAUCCCAUUCCAAUUUUAAUUGUAGGCUGCUACUUAUCGCAUUUUGAAGGAUUAGAAUGUUAAUUUUUUUUAGGUGAAUAACAAGAAGUUACAACAAAAAGUAACAACAUUACAGCACAGCAAGUUGCAUAAUAAUAAUAAUAAUACAUUAUUUAUAGAGUGCUUUUUCCCAACCCAUAAAAAAAUUACAAUAUACAUAAUUAAAGGAAGAUAACACAAAACAGAAAGUACAAGCACAGCAAAAAGCCAA